This is a messenger RNA of Monascus purpureus, 1005 nucleotides long. The record is from the annotation of a GenBank genome assembly. NCBI's taxonomy places the organism in Eukaryota, Fungi, Ascomycota, Eurotiomycetes, Eurotiales, Aspergillaceae.
AUGGCGACCCACGCAGAUUCGGCCCCGGCCUCUUGCAAAGUCAUGCUGGCCAAGAAUGUGGCCAAUGGUCUUCUGAAGGAGGUUCAAGAGGGCGUCAAUACGCUCGAGAAGCCCCCUCACCUCGUGGGCUUUUUGGCCAACGAUGACCCUGCGGCGGUCAUGUAUGCCCAAUGGACAGAGAAAACUUGUCAAGAAAAUGGAUUCCGCUAUUCCCUCCGUCAGGUCUCCCGCGACGAUAUCGAAGAAGCAAUCCUUGCCGCCAACGUCGACGCGGAUGUGGACGGCAUCAUCGUAUACUACCCCAUCUUCCACAACCGACACGAUCAAUACCUGCAGCAGAUUGUGGAUGUCCACAAGGAUGUAGAGGGUCUUAGCCACCGCUACAUCUUCAACAUGUAUCAGAAUAUCCGCUACCUAGACCCGGAGACCAAGUUGCAAAAGUGCAUCCUCCCCUGCACCCCGCUCGCUAUCAUCAAGAUCCUGGAAUACCUGAACAUCUACAACACGAUAUUACCAUAUGGGAACAGACUGUUCGGGCAUACAAUCUGCGUUGUCAAUCGCUCUGAGGUUGUGGGGAGACCACUUGCCGCGUUGCUUGCCAAUGAUGGCGCCUGCGUUUACAGUGUCGAUAUCACUGGUGUCCAGAAAUUUACUCGUGGCGAGGGCAUCAAGAAGCGAACACAUGAGGUUGUGGAUCUUGAAGGCUGGACGUUGAAGGAUGCUGCUCCUCUGUGCGACGUCGUCAUAUCUGGUGUUCCAGGAGAUAAGUAUAAGUUUGAUACUAGCCUUCUUAGAGAGGGUGCUGUAUGCGUCAAUUUCUCCAGUGAAAAGAACUUUGGCCCAGAAGUGAAGGAGAAGGCCUCCAUCUUCGUUCCGUCAAUUGGAAAGGUGACAAUUGUUGUUCUGCUCAGAAACCUUCUGCGACUCAUCCAAAACCGACGAGCGGGUGACGUGAAGCCAGCCGCGGCCACCGAGAAACCUGGCACAAUCGAAGCUUCCACAUGA